This is a messenger RNA of Durusdinium trenchii, 294 nucleotides long. The record is from the annotation of a GenBank genome assembly. NCBI's taxonomy places the organism in Eukaryota, Dinophyceae, Suessiales, Symbiodiniaceae.
AUGAAGGACAUCAUCAUCACGACUUACGAGACUUUGGUGAGCACCGAGGACUUCUUCCAGCGACACCUGUGGUCCGUCCUCGUGCUCGACGAGGCCCACCGAAUCAAGAACCGGAACAGCAAGGUGAGGGAGGUGAUGGACACCGUGCCGUGCGCGGCGCGGUUCCUUCUCACAGGCACCCCUUUGCAGAACAACUUGGGGGAACUCUUCGCGCUGCUGAAGUUCCUUUGGCCGGACAUCAUGGCCAAAGAGUCUGAGGCGCAAGAUCCGAACAGAUGGUUUGUUCGAUCGUGA